AUGUCUGACGCAACCUUGGGCUUCACGCAGUAUAUGGCGAUCAAGAAUAGAGCCACCUACAACCCCGGAAUUAACGGCGUCAACGCCAUCUGUGACGUGGAUUUUUCGCAAUUCUUAUCCUUCCGCAACGUCCUCCUCUUGGUGAACGUCGCGAACCUUGCCUUGAUCAACAACAUCCAGCUCUCGCUCGAUUUCGUCGGUGCAUUGAGCGGCACGGCGGCGGUGUUGACCUGCCGCUUCAUCCUCGACUUAUUCGAAGCGAAUACGAGGGGGCGGUUCGGCACUGUCCCCACAUUAGAUCUCUCGGCCGCGCCCGGCGCGGGGCUCUCGCGCUCGCUCGUGUUCCGACACGCCGGCGGCAUCGGCGCGACCGGAGCCCCCCAGGGAAUCUUCGGCGCGGAUGUCAGUUGGCGCAGCACGGAUGAGAGCGAGAGCGACUGGAGUAAGAAAGACGACUUCAGCUUCGAGCUGCAGCCUAUGAACCCAGAACGACAGAUAUCGGAGACGCACCCUCUCAGAUCGGAGCCGUGA
This is a messenger RNA of Epithele typhae, 531 nucleotides long. RefSeq lists its product as uncharacterized. The coding region runs from base 1 to 531 and encodes 176 amino acids. The record is from RefSeq and is a predicted model, not a curated record. NCBI's taxonomy places the organism in Eukaryota, Fungi, Basidiomycota, Agaricomycetes, Polyporales, Epitheliaceae. The transcript is spliced from 4 exons.